Gekko japonicus is the source of this 1096-nucleotide messenger RNA. RefSeq names its product Kruppel-like factor 16 (gene KLF16). Bases 16 to 645 code for a protein of 209 amino acids. Lineage: Eukaryota; Metazoa; Chordata; Lepidosauria; Squamata; Gekkonidae. The transcript is spliced from 2 exons. Gene Ontology annotation, biological process: regulation of transcription by RNA polymerase II. Gene Ontology annotation, molecular function: RNA polymerase II cis-regulatory region sequence-specific DNA binding; DNA-binding transcription factor activity, RNA polymerase II-specific. The record is from RefSeq and is a predicted model, not a curated record.
GAUCCGACAGGCGGCAUGUCCGGCUUGGAUUACCUGGCGGCCGAGUGCCUGGUGUCCAUCUCCAGCGGGGCCCUGAUCCACCCGGCCGCCGCCCCCCAGGACGACUGGACGGCGCGCCCCCACUGCCGCUCGACGGCUCUCCAGUCCGGGCGCCCCGGCGCCGCGCUCUGCCCGUCUCCGCUGCCCGGCGGCUUCGCGGCGUUCCCGGAGGGGCCCCGGCGCGCCCUCGACGGCGCGCCCGGCCCGGCCGCCGCCUCGCCCAGGAGGCACCGGUGCCCCUUCCAGGGCUGCGCCAAAGUCUACGGGAAGUCGUCGCAUCUGAAGGCGCAUCUCCGGACGCACACGGGCGAGCGGCCUUUCCCCUGCAGUUGGCCUGGCUGCCAGAAGAGGUUUGCCCGCUCCGACGAGCUGGCCCGUCACUUCCGCACCCACACCGGGGAGAAGCGCUUCGCCUGCCCGCUCUGUGAGAAGCGUUUCAUGCGCAGCGACCACCUGACCAAGCACGCCCGGCGCCAUCCAGCCUUCCAGCCGGGCAUGGUCCGGCGGCCCAACAGCCACGUCGCAUCCCCCAGUGACUCGGUUGCCAGCAGCCUGGCUGGAAGUCCCGCCCCGGACAGCCCCACCUCUGACAGCCCUGCUCUGUGAGAAGCCGGGCAGCAGGAGCCCGGAUACACCCGGUGCUCCCCGCGCUUCUUGGGAAGGUGCUGUCUUGGACUGUGGAAGACGCCGCAAAGCCGUUCUCCGCAGGAAAGCUUUGCAAACCUGUCUGGAGCGGCCCACAAUUCCUAGAUGCCCCGUGGCUCCGGCGGCCAAGCCCGGUGGAAAUUUCCCAGGUCACGGCAGGAAUUGCGAUAACCAUACCAGCCAGGCCGGAUAUUUCUAAUCCAAGCCCUCUGGAUCCCGCUUUCUCCCUCUGCGUCGGAGGACGGAUUGUGGUCUGGGGCCUUCCCAAGUUGCCUCCACUUCCCGGCGUGAGAGAUGGACUCCCUAGCUCCGCGACUAGCAUUCUGGGAACUCCACCUGCACGUGAUGAUUUUUAACGCGCUGUUUGCUAGCGCUUUCAGCUUUCUACAACUCCCGGACUGGACCAUUCCCU